GCUAACAAGCCUUUAUUGCGUACGUGCAUUAAGUUUCAAGCAGUACGCUCAAGUACCAACAAUCAAGAAGUGAUGGUUCGCACACGUGAGGAGUCAUCUUUUUUUUUGAUUGGAAUUGGAAACCCUGAUUCUCUAACGAAACUUCCAAAACUUCCUACUGUUCGGGAAACAUUGGCGCGGUGCAUGUACCUUGUACGGGAACAACGCAAGGUUGACCAGGCCUGCAGGUCGACGACCGCCGAGCUUCUGGAUACAUGGGAACGGGUGCACAUACCGCUACAACUAAAACAGAACGUUGUUGUAGUGAUCCGGAAGCUGUACGAUGACUGGGUCAAGAUCAAGAAAAACAAGCAAAAAGAAUUAGACCGCAAAAAGAAAUUUUUGGCGAAACUGGACACUCUGCUGGAUAUUUCCAGCCGAAAAGCAGAGACUACGGAUGAUCGUGCCAUGGAGUUUCUGGAGGACCAGAGGGGUAGACGACAAUUUGGCUUAGCAGUGAUGGACGGCUCAGCAUCGAAGCGGAAGUCAGUUGUGAUUGAACCGGAAGCAGAAACAAGCGUUGAACCCACAGGCGACACUUCAAGCACAGAUCCAGACUACGUACCCGAGCCAAAGCGGGUGAAAAUUGAUCAUCACAUCAAGAGCAGCGAAGCAAAGCCAAACGUCCUGACGGAAGACGUUCUAAGUGCUCUGGACAGGAACAAGGUGUCUGACCGUCAGGCGUUCAAGAUCAUCAUGCCUGUGGUAGCUGCUCUUGACGUAGAUGGAUCAACGAUGGCACUGUCUCGCAGCACAAUAACGCGAAGACGGCAAGAGGCUCGUAAAGAGAUCGCGGUUAGAGCCAAAGCAGAGUUCGAUCCUCAAGGGCCCUUGGUCGUUCACUGGGACGGGACGAAGUUGGAGAACGUCGGAAACUCCGCUCAUUCCGAAAGGUUGCCAGUUCUGGUGUCAUGGAGCGACGGAGAAAAGUUGCUUGGAGCUCCUGCUGUUUCCCAUCCAACAGGCGACCAAGAAUCUCAUGUGGUUUACGACUGUUUGGAAGAAUGGGAUUGCUUAUCGAAGGUUUGCGCAAUGUCCUUCGACACAACGAGCGUCAACACGGGGAAGUUCAAAGGCAAAUUGACAUCUUUUCUGUCAGCUAAUUCUUUGUAAUAAGGCUUUCAUCAACUAUUUAGGAGCUUGCGUCAAGCUAGAGCAGUUGAUGGGCAGAGAGCUUAUGUGGUUAGCAUGCCGUCACCACACGCAUGAGCUGAUUUUGGCCAAAGCCUUCUCCGUGUGUUUCGGGCCGUCGACGUCUCCCGAAAUACCGCUUUUUAAGCGGUUCCGGGACAAGUGGGAGGACAUCCCGAAGGAAAGGGUAGCGCCGCUGGUAGUCACCAAGAAGUGGUGUGCCCUCAAGGACACGGUGAUCAGCUACCUGAAAAGCGCAAAUACCUUUCCUAGGGAUGACUACAAGGAGCUGCUUGAGCUGACAUUGGUUGUGUUGGGGGAAACACCUGAAAAAUUUACUUUCAAAAAACCCGGGCCGAUCCAUCAUGCCAGGUGGAUGGCAAAAAUGCUGUACGCCAUCAAGAUCUACCUGCUGCGGGAACAAGGGUGCUUAUUCGAACUGACGCGUGAGGAGGUUAAACAGCUGAAAAGGUUCGUGAGGUUUGGUACAUUGUUGUACGUCAAACCGUGGCUGCAAGCUCCACUCGGCGUUGACGCCGCGACGAACGACUUGAAUCUUUGGAACAGCAUCAACGAUUUUCGAAAAACCGAUCCGGAAAUAGCAUGUGCUACCUUAGCCGUACUUGAGCGCCACCUCUGGUACCUUUCAGACGAGCUCGUUGGCUUUUCUCUGUUCUCAGAAAAGGUUUUGGUGACAUUUAUUUUUUUUUAUAAAUUAUUUAACUAAUAAAAUUUUCCCAGGUAUCAGCAGAAGAAAAGCAACGGGUGGUGCAGGCAAUGAAAACUAUUCCCGCGGGUGAACGGUCUAUGCUCGGCGAUCCGGAGCUUUUGAAAACUGGCCGGGCAUCGCUAGCUGAUUUUUCGACGAUGCGAACGGCAUCAUUUUUUGCUAAAUUAUCCAUCGAUGAUUCAUUUACGGAGCGUCCACCAACCGAGUGGGCAGAAAUUGAAGGUUUCAAGGCAGGAUUACGAGUGGUGCAGAAUCUGAAGGUCGUGAACGACAUUGCGGAGCGGGGCGUAAAAUUGUGCGAAGAAUAUAACAAAGUGUUCACUAAGAACGAAGCCGAAAACCAACGAGUUCUACAAGUUGUCGAGCUUAACAGAAAGGCCGUCAAAACAGAUUGUACCAAGGCGGAGUUGCUGCAAAAAUUUAAUUGAUUUGUUCACCUGUUCAUUUGUUUAUUGAUUGUUUAUCGUUACUGUUAUUGAUUGUUUCACGAUACUGUUGAUAAAAAUAUUGAUAUUUCA
This is a messenger RNA of Culex pipiens pallens (northern house mosquito), 2418 nucleotides long. RefSeq lists its product as uncharacterized. NCBI's taxonomy places the organism in Eukaryota, Metazoa, Arthropoda, Insecta, Diptera, Culicidae. The record is from RefSeq and is a predicted model, not a curated record. The coding region runs from base 73 to 1152 and encodes 359 amino acids. The transcript has 3 exons.